CAUCAUGGUGUUGGAAUCGGUGGUAGCCCAUUAUCUCAACAAGUACCUAUUCAACUAUGUUGAGAAUCUUGAUGGCAAUCAGCUCAAGAUUAGUGUUUGGGGUGGUGAUAUUGUUCUAAACAAUUUAAAAAUACGAGAAAAUGCCUUAGACGAUUUGGAUCUACCAGUCCAGUUAGUAUAUGGACACUUGGGAAAAUUUGUCCUGAAAAUACCAUGGAAGUCUAUAUACAGCCAACCUGUUGUGGCACAAAUCGAAGAUUUGUUUUUGCUGGUGGCACCCAAACAAAGUGUACCUUACGAUGAAGAAAAGGAACUUAAAAGUCAACUAGAAAGUAAACAGGCUGCCUUAAAGGCCCUCGACGAAGCACACCAACAAGAACUGGAAAAGGACAACAAAGCCGAUCCCGGUUAUGUUGAAAAACUUGUGGCACGUACCAUCAACAAUAUUCAGGUUAAAAUUGCCAAUGUCCAUAUAAGAUAUGAAGACAAUACCAAACCCGAAAGUCCAUAUGCUUUUGGUGUUACACUACAUGACUUCGAAAUAUUUACCACCGAUGAGAAUUGGCAGAAGUGUUUUGUGGAUGGUGUUAUACGCCAUGUUUUCAAAUUGGCCAGCCUCGAUUGUCUGUCAGUCUAUAUGAAUUGUAAUGCUGACACAUAUAGCACAAGGCCAGGACAUGAAAUUGUACAGUUAUUUAGAAACAAUAUUGCAAAUAAAUCAAAUGUUCCCAGGGGCUAUUCAUUUGUACUGGGCCCCAUAUCAUCAGUGGCCAAAUUGUUAUUGAAUUCGGAUCCAAAUCGUGAUGAACCUCCUUUCAGCAUACCAAAAAUCGAUUUAUCCCUGCAAAUGGAGAAAUUAAAUAUUGGACUUACCUCAACACAGUUCCAACUUACCAUGGGUUUACUGGAUGAUAUGAACCAUUUUUCAUUGGGUGUACCCUAUCGGAAAUACAGGCCAUUCAAUACACCCUACAAAGGUAAUGCCAAAACUUGGUGGAAAUUUGCAAUUACUGCCGUUCUGGAGGAACAAAUCAAGAAAAAGAAUCGUUCUUACACCUGGGAGCAUAUUAAAGAACAUCGUCAACUAUGUCGCACAUAUGCCGAAGCCCAUAAGGAACGUUGUCUGACCAAAAAGCCCUCAGCAACACUUGAAGAGACCUGUGCCUUGGCUGAACAAAAACUGGAUCUCUUUAACUUGAUGCUGAUACGAAAACGUGUUCAGCUGGAAGUGGAUCGUGUCCGUCAAAGCGAAGAAACGAAAAAAGAAAAUACCAAAAAAGCCGGCUGGUUCGGUGGUUGGUUUGGUGGUGGUAAAAAGAAUGAUAAUGAUGAUCAAGUGGAUUUGGUGUCAAGUAUCCAGGCUGCAAUGACCCCAGAAGAAAAGAAAAAACUACACAAAGCCAUUGGUUAUGAAGAUAAUAUGGCUCCGCUACAAUUGCCGGAACAUUAUGAAGCGGUACAUAUGAAAUUUACUUUGGGUGCCUUUGAAAUUGGUCUUUACGAUGAUUCCGAAGGGCCUGGAGCAGUGGAUUAUCAUUCGUUGCAGACAAUAAUGUUACUGAAAUUGAAUACCACUACAUGUACUGUUAAACAAAGACCUGGCGGUAAUGCUAUAAGCGUAUCAGUGGGCAUGAAUGAAUUAAUAUUGACAGGUUAUGAAAAAGACCAAUUGGCUCCCACAAUUAUAAAAUCCAAAGUAUCUCAUGAAAAUAAUCUCUUGGAUAUAUUCUUUGAAACUAAUCCACUGGACAAGGAAUGUGAUCAGCGAGUUCGAGUUACGGCACGUCCUCUGCAAAUUGUCUACGACGCCGAGACAAUUUUGAAAUUAAUGAAAGUUUUUGUACCCAAACAAUCAGUGAAUCUCUCCGAAUUGGAAGGUGCAGCCACAUUGAAAAUAUCCAAUUUCAAAGAACGUUCUGCCACCGGCAUGCAAUAUAUGAUUGAAAGUCAUGCCAUUGUACAAUUGGACAUAAGAUUUAUGCCAAAUAUUUUGAUAUUGCCACAAGGUGGAAAAUAUGAGCCCGGAAAGCAGUCAUUGGUAGUGGUGGGCCUUGGCGAGUUACGUAUCUCCUCCGCACCACGCAAAGACACAGCAAAGGACAUAACCACAUUAUAUCACAGCGGCAAGGAACAGGAUGAAAUUCUACAAAUGGUCUUGGAUAAGGCAUAUGAUCGUUAUAAAGUCUCCAUGGAAAAUAUACAAGUUAUGGUUGUUAAACCCCAUGAAAAUUGGGAAUUGGUAAUGAACAAAAUGAUGGAUACCGAUAUGCAUUUGUUGCGGCCAACCUCUGUGAUUGUAGACUGUCAAAUAUGCGUGGUGGAUGAUGAUCCCCGUUUACCGAAAACCAAAAUUGGUAUUCUAUUGCCUUCCAUUAAAUUGAAUCUAUCCGAGGAUCGUGUGUUCGAGGCACUGACUGUGGGCCUGAGUAUACCCCUGCCCGAAAAAGAACAACCUGUUGAACCACCUAAAACUAAUUUGGUAAAGGCUUUAAGCAGUACCUCCAUUAUGCGUUCAAUACCUCAAUUCCUUAACCAAGAUGUAAGACGCAAGGCAUUGGCCUCUUCCAAUUUGGCAACAGAUGUUGAUGUCGUUCAAUAUACCAGCUUAGAAUUAAGUUUUGCUUUGCAAGAAUUCAGUGUAACUCUGAUUAGAACUUCCGCCAUUGAUGUCCUAUCGCCCAUGAGUGAUGGCUCUUCAUUGGAAUUCAAUACUCCAUCGCCACAAUCCCAAGAUUCAGAGGCAGAUGUUGAAUUUUUGGAUACCCAGAGUACAGCAAGUGUUCCGGUGCCCGAUUCGCAUAAGCUAUUAGCUUUCCAGGUAUUACAGCUGGAAGUAUCGGUGGCUCAGCGUACAUUUGAAUUGGUGGCUCAAGCUAAACUUGGUGCCAUAAGUCUGAUGUCUUAUGAGCAAAAUCAAGCAAAACAGGAUCAAGAACUUGUGGUAAUCGAAACUCCUGGCUUUACCCAAGACGGCAAGGCCUUGUUAAAUGUUUCCUUUACCUCGGUGGAUAAGACAACACCCGAUUUUAUUACCAAAUACAAAUCAAUAGAACAAUUGGCCAAAAUUAAUUUUGCCACCCUGAAUGUCAUUCUGCAUCAAGAGAAUCUUUUACAUAUAAUGGAAAUUGCAGAUCAACUGCAACGAAAGGUGGAUAAAAUUAUGGAUUCUGUGGCCAAACCUCAGCCUCAAUUGAAACCUAAAGAUCGUGUUGCGUCAGCUGCCGCCGAUGAGGGCGUUAUUUUCAAAUUGACACGAAUUGCAGAGGAAAAUGAAUUCUCUAAUUUGACCGGCACCACACCAUCGCCCACCGCCACAGUGGCUCGUAAAUCUCGCCGCAGCGCCAAGCAGAAUGUUGUCGAGAGUAUCAAAAUGAAAAUUGAAGCCAAUCUGGAACAGGUUGGCCUUGAGCUGACAUGUCGUAAACGUUCUUUGGCUAGUUUGAAAGUGAAUCAUUUGUAUGCUGGUGUUGUACUUAAGACCUCCUAUACCGAGAUCCAAUUGGGAUUGAAGGAUAUUCUCAUUCGGGAUAUGAACCCAGCUAAUAUUCAUUCCAAUAUUUUGUCUAUUGUGGGCAAAGAUGCUUUGCGAUGUGAUGUGGUCCAAUAUAAUUUGGAUGAGACCAGCAAUUACAAUUCCGAUGAUAUGAAAAUCAAUGUGGAAGUUGGUUGCAUGAAAAUUGUAUUUGUCAAUUGGUUUGUCACCUCAGUUCUGAGUUUUAUGAAUAACUUCCAAGCUGCCCAGCAGGCGAUUGCAAAUGCUAGUGCCGCAGCUGCAGAUGCUGCCAAACAAAAUGCGGUGGCCGUGUACGAGAAAGCUACACGUAUGAAACUAAAUGUCAAGGUCAAGGCUCCAGUUAUUAUUGUGCCCAUUGACUCAAAGAGUUUAGACGCCAUUGUCCUCGAUUUGGGUCAAUUGAUAUUGAGCAAUGUCAUCACCGAUAUUAAUACGCCAGACAAUGAAAAAGGACCCGCUGUUAUGGAUGAAAUUAAAUUGGUACUUAAGGAUAUGCGUUUGGUACGUGUUAACAUCCUAGAAGAAACUCAACAAUAUCAAAGCCAUUCUUCGGACUUGAAUGCUCCUUUGGAUGUUGUGGAUUCCAAUUUUGGUUUUAAAUCGAAAUUGAAUAUUUUAGAUCCUACAAGCUUUACAUUGGUGGUUAAGCGUAAUUUAUCCUUCUCUUGGUAUAAAAAGCAACCAGAAAUUGAUAUAUCGGGACGUUUGAGAUCAAUUGAAUUGAAUCUAUUCACCGAUGAUUAUGGUCUUAUAAUGUCCAUAUUAAAUCGAAAUAUGAGUGAAGGUGCCAAUGAGUUCCCCAAUGUGGCGGCUGCACCCUCGCUACCACCUCCAUCUCCGGCAGCAGCACAACCUAAGAGUCCAACAUCAUCGGUACCCAAAACACCUGUUGAUAGUCCGGCCAAGAAAGCUGUGGAUCAAUUCAAGGAAAAAAUGCGUCUCAAAAGCAUUGAGCAAGAACGUGUUUGUGAACAAUUUAAAUUCAACUUCCAAUUGGACGGUGUGGUUAUUAAUCUAAUGGCCGAUGUUAAUGAGGGUUUGGCACGUUUCGGCCUUUAUGUUAUAUCCCUUAAAGGUACCAAACUUAUGGAUGAAACCCUAACCACAAAUAUUGUAUUGUGCAAUAUGCAGUUGGAAGAUACACGGCCCAGCAAUACAAGUGAAAUUAAGAAGUACCUCUGCCGUAAAGAUUGGUUUGAUGUUGAGUUAGAGGAGCACUUAGGUUCACCAUCAAAUCAAGGGGAUAGUAAAAUGGUACGCGACUCACAAUAUAUGUUGGAUGUAACGGCUGUGAUCAAACAAAAUGACACCAUGGCUAAAGUGCGCAUCUCGUCGUUUGAUUUGAUUUUGUGCGUAGAUUUUAUGUUGAAAUUAACCGAGUUCAUAAAGGUACCGGAAAGUGAAGAGAAACCCGAAGAGAAAGAGGAAGAAGAAUCACAAGCUAUGGCCAUUGCUCCGCCCCAACAGCAGCAGCCUGGUCAAAUUAAGACGAUGGCAAGUGCAGCAGCUGCUGUACGCCAAAACACCCAGGUGGAAAUCGUUGAAGAAGAUAAGGAUGUCAAAAAAAUGAAUCUAACGUUGAUUAUCGAAGAACCCGAUAUUAUUCUUGUGGAAACAUUGAAUGAUAUGAACACCAGCGCUAUUGUAUUUAAUAUGGCAACCAACAUUAAUUAUCGUGUUGUGGGUAAAACUGAAAAAAUCGAUGGUAAAAUUGACAAUCUGAAAAUGUACAUGUGCUCCUUUGCUCCCGAGAAAAGGCAAUCAACUCAGCAUUAUAUUUUACAUCCUUGCUACAUAAAUUUGCAUAGCUCAACACCACCCGGUGAAGAAGGCAUGAAUGUUAGUUUGAAAACCAGUGCCAUCUUUAUUAAUAUAUCACCAGCCGCUUUGGAACUUUUCAAUAAGGCCAUGAAAUCCAUUACCUCCAAUAGUGCUGAUGAAAGUAAAAAUUUGGAACAGGCCAACUAUAGUGACAUAUGGACACCAAAGAAAUUCAAGGAUAAUGAUUAUUGGUUCUUGAAACCGGAUCAAGCUGAAGAUGCCAUUUAUGUUUUGGAGCCACCGGCACCAGCACAAACUGUCAUCACCAAACGUGAAUGUUGUAUAAUUGAAGUUGAAAACUUUGCUUUGAUUUUGGAAUCUGGUACUGGGUGCUUUACAACACCAUUGCUUUCAAUUGAUACAACUCUGGAGGCCAUGGCCAAUAACUGGAGUUCAAAUCUGAGUGCCAGUGGUCGCCUCAGUUUAACCAUGAACUAUUACAAUCAAGCAUUGGCCGAUUGGGAACCUGUUAUUGAACGUAAUGAACGUAUCAAAAAAGACGGUGAACGUGUUACCUCCCCAUGGGAAUUGAAUUUCAAUUUGGCCAUUGAAAAAACGGUCUCCGAAAUUGAAGAAGAUAAAGAAGAAUCCAAGACUUCCAUUAAAAUACAUUCAGAAGAAAAUUUGGAGAUGACUGUUAGUAAAACAUUUUUGGAUAUUGUUACACAAUUGGGAGAGGCCUUCAGCAAGGCCAUGGACCCUAGCGGUCUAAUCAAGCCAGAUGUUGAGGCUGGUCAUGUUGUGAUUAAUGACACCGGAUUCGAUUUGAAUUUAUCGUUUACUCGUGGUGCAUUCACCCUGCAUGAAUGCCAUAUGCCACAUGGUAGUAUUAGUGGCAACAAGACGUUGGUAUUCCAAAGUGAACAGGGUAAAGACGUUUCACCAGAUACUGUACAACAUUGUACCAUAUCGCCGGGCUGCAAGGCAUACUUACAAUCGAAAACUGUACCCGAAGGACCGGAUGCCUAUGAGCAGAAUAUUUAUGCCACAAUAGGAAAUAUAAAUAAGCAGCUGGUGUUGCCAGUCUGCAAGUCAGACAAGAGAUAUUUCCCAUUGUAUCGUGACACAAAUCAGGAUCCUUGGGGUAUUGUAUCCGAAGUGAAAAUGGAAUUUGGUGUUACAGUUAUUAAUAUACACAGUGUUUUGAAUAUUCACAAUCACUUUACCACACCCGUUAAAGUGUUCCGCAAAAUGGCCAAGAAUGGUGAAAUAAUACAAGUUGGAGUGGUAGAUCCCGGCAGUAUUUAUCAUGUGCCCCUACAUGCAAUUUAUUCCGAAAAUAAAUGCUUGUUCUUUGGUAUUGAGGACUAUAAUGUAUCGGUACAAGGUAUUAAAUGGGACGACUUCCCCACUGAUAUGAAUUACAUGCGCCAUUUGCAAUGUGAUCCAAUAGAAACUUUUGAACCCUUCUUUAUCAAUGUUAGCCGUGAGAAAACCGAAAUCUAUCAUGAACAUACAAAUAAAUUUAAAUUACUCAGUGCAUUCUACACGCUGCACUUGAGACCACCAGUUUAUUUGCGUAAUUCAUUACCGAUUAAUGUGACCGUAUCAGUGGCUGGUUGUUCUGUACGCCAGGCUAAUGCCGCCAGUGAAGCUGUACAAACGGAGGAAUCAAUUUCGUCAGGUUCUGAAACCGAUAAAACCAAAUCACAAUCUCAAGUUGAUACAUUCGUCAAGGAAGAUCUAUUGGAUUAUGGUGAAAAGGACAUUGAAGCUGGUAGUGUGCUGCAUUUGCCCACAGUAACAUUGGCAGGACGUAGUAAGGUUUCCAAGAGUUAUUUGGUUGUAAGGAUGAUACAAUAUUUAGAACGAGAUUGGUCUUGUACCACUGAAAUUUGUGAAAAUCAAAUCGGUGUUGUCAAUUGGCGUUUUAGUUCAUACGAUUCGGACGUUAAAAUGAGCAUGGAUUUAUGUGUUAAAUUUGAAGAUCGUUAUGGUAGUUUAUUGAUUACCCUCUUCUCACCAUUUUGGCUUAUCAAUAAGACCGGACAAAUGUUAAGUUAUAAAACGGAUAGUGAAAAUGUUGAAGUUUUAUAUCAUCCACCCGAAUAUACUGGACCAAUAUUGUUUUCUAUGCGUGAUAAAUAUUUGUUCGAUAAGAAAACGUGUACCAUUCGUGUUGAUAAUGGUGAAUGGAGUAAUAAGAUCCCAUUGGAUGUGGCUGGUUCUGUUGGCUCAAUCGGCUGUAAGACCAAUGAUCAAACAUACCAGAUUGGUGUUCACAAUCACUUGACCCAAAAUUCGCUGACCAAACAAAUUACCUUUAUACCCUAUUAUACGAUUAUGAAUAAAUGUAAUUAUGUUAUUGAAGUCCAAGAAAAUUCACGCCCGGCAGAUCCAUGGAAUAAGCUUGAACCCAAUAGCUGUUUCCCCUUAUGGCCACGUAAUGAUUCCGAUCACAUGUUGGUUGUCAAGGUUGAUGGUCAACGAACCGUACCAUUUAAGUACUCCGAACCAUGUAACAAUUUAUUGCAAUUAAAUAUGCACAAGAACGGUGGUGUAAAUGUCGAUGUCCAAACCACAGAGGGUGGAGUUUAUAUCACCUUCACGGAAUAUAAUCCUGGAGAUGCACCAGGUUUAUUAAUCAAUCAUACUCGCUAUCCGGUCUAUUACUAUGAAAAGGGUGUGGGCAACAAAAUGGUCCUACAGCCACAACAAAAGGUUCUUUAUACAUGGUGUGAUCCGGCCGGUGAAAAAGCCUUGGUGUGUGGUGAAAAUAAUGUUGAAAAUGAUUUAAGACGUGAUGGUUUUGGCAAAAUCACUUUGGAAGGCGAUACCGGUCCCUAUUGGGUAUCAUUUUUGAAUGGUUUACAGCGUGUUUUGUUGUUCACCGAAUAUGAAGGUAUAGCCAAAAAAUCCGAGACCACAAAUGCCCUGGCAAGCAUUACCCAAUCGAUUGAAAUUAAAAUACAUGGUAUUGGUUUGUCGUUGGUGAACAAUGAAACAGGAGUUGAUAUUCUCUAUUUGGGUAUUACAAGCUCAGGCAUUGUCUGGGAAACCCGCAAACAUGCCAAGAAACGUUACAAGCAAUUCAGCUUGCAUGAAACUGAACGUCUUGAGGCUAUGUAUCAGGAAUAUCUUUUGGACAAAGUUAGGAAUACCAAAAAAUCCUAUUUAUUGGACGGAAAAUAUGAGGUUGAUUUUGAAAACAAUACCAUAUUGAAAAAUAACACAUUGCGUGAAAUUAAACGUUACUUCCAACCUGGUGUUUGGAUUAGCCUAGACUCCUCACCCUUCCAAUCACAAGUACAUGCCAAAAUCAAUCGCAUUCAGCUGGAUAAUCAACUAACCGAUUGUAUAUUCCCCGUUGUAUUGGCACCCAUUCCACCACCAAAGACCCUGGCCAAAUCGAUACAAUUCAAACCGUUCGUUGAAGUUAGUAUUGUCGAAAGGGUUGUACCACACUCCACCGUUAAACAGUAUAAAUAUGCUCGUGUGCUUAUGCAAGAAUUCCAUUUCAAAGUUGAUUUGGUCUUCUUGAUGGCUAUUGCAGAACUCUUCUCGGCCAGUGUUGAUGAUGAACGUGAAGCAAAACUCUUUAAAGAUGAUGUGGAAUCAAUUGAGAAACCAUUAUCGGAUUUGGUACAAAUUCAUUCACAACAACAACAAAAGAAUUUCUAUGAUAAUUUACAUUUGGGUCCUAUGAAAGUGCAUGUUAGUUUCUCAAUGGCUGGUGUUGAUACAUCGGCUUUGCCCGGUUUCCUAUCGAAUCUAUUGCAAGGUGUGGGUGUUACCCUAACCGAUGUCAAUGAUGUGGUUAUUCGUUUAGCUUUCUUCGAGCGUGAAUAUCAAUUCUUUACACAGGAUCAAUUGAAAUCGGAAAUUGUGUCUCACUAUACGGGUCAAGCAUUGAAACAGAUUUAUGUUUUGGUGUUGGGUUUGGAUGUUUUAGGUAAUCCAUACGGUUUGGUUGUUGGCAUUAAGAAGGGCGUUGAAGACUUGUUCUAUGAACCAUUCCAGGGAGCCAUCCAAGGUCCAGGUGAAUUUGCUGAAGGUCUUGUAUUGGGCGUUCGCUCAUUGUUCGGCCAUACUGUGGGUGGUGCUGCUGGUGCAGUAUCAAAAAUAACUGGCGCUAUGGGUAAAGGCCUGGCUGCCCUUACUUUUGACGAUGAAUAUCAAAAGAAACGACGUCAAGCAAUGAAUGCUAAACCCAAAACUUUCCAGGAAGGCAUGGCACGAAGUGGCAAAGGUUUAGUUAUGGGCUUUGUUGAUGGCGUUACUGGCUGUGUUACAAAACCAAUAACCGGAGCCAAAGAAGAAGGUGUUGAGGGCUUCUUCAAAGGCUUGGGUAAGGGAACAAUUGGUUUGGUUACACGUCCCACAGCUGGUAUUGUCGACUUUGCGCAUGGCACCUUUGAUUCCGUUAAACGGGCUACCGAAGUGCAAGAUGAGACAACACGUUUGAGGCCACCACGUCUAUUCCAUGAGGAUAAAUUGCUGAGAUCAUAUUGUUUGGAUGAGGCCAAGGGCAAUCAAUUAUUGAAGGAAAUUGAAAAAGGCAAAUACGCUAGCACUGACAGUUUUGUGCACUGCGAAGAGAUAGUAUCGAAACAGGAAUUCGUUGUGGUCUCCAAUCAUCGUAUUAUUUAUGCCACACGCAAUGAUAUGUUUGGUACCUGGGGUGUUCAAUGGACAUAUUUAUGGUCUGAAAUUCAAAAUGUCACCAACACAGAUCGUGGCAUUGAAAUUCUCUUGAAAAAAGAGGGCAAAAAGGUAUUGGGUCUCUUUAGUUCCGGCGAACAGCAGCAUAAGCUAAUAUUAAUGUCUUCGCCAAAGCGACGUGAAAAACUGCUUGAAGCCAUAGAAUCUCAUCGGGUUGUUUCAUAA
Musca vetustissima is the source of this 10162-nucleotide messenger RNA. RefSeq names its product intermembrane lipid transfer protein Vps13 (gene Vps13). The record is from RefSeq and is a predicted model, not a curated record. Gene Ontology annotation, biological process: protein retention in Golgi apparatus; protein targeting to vacuole. The coding region runs from base 5 to 10162 and encodes 3385 amino acids. NCBI's taxonomy places the organism in Eukaryota, Metazoa, Arthropoda, Insecta, Diptera, Muscidae. Gene Ontology annotation, cellular component: extrinsic component of membrane. The transcript is spliced from 25 exons.